Molecule: messenger RNA, 822 nt
Organism: Pteronotus mesoamericanus
Lineage: Eukaryota; Metazoa; Chordata; Mammalia; Chiroptera; Mormoopidae
Gene: HMX2
Product: H6 family homeobox 2
Exons: 2
Coding region: 1-822 (273 amino acids)
Biological process (GO): regulation of transcription by RNA polymerase II
Cellular component (GO): nucleus
Molecular function (GO): DNA-binding transcription factor activity, RNA polymerase II-specific; RNA polymerase II transcription regulatory region sequence-specific DNA binding
Source: RefSeq, a predicted model, not a curated record
AUGGGCAGCAAGGAAGAUGCGGGCAAGAGGUGUCCGGCGGCCGGCGGCGUCUCCAGCUUCACCAUUCAGUCCAUCCUGGGCGGGGGCCCCUCGGAAGCACCACGGGAGCCCGCUGGCUGGCCGGCCAGGAAGCGCAGCCUGUCGGUGUCCUCGGAGGAGGAGGAGCCGGACGACGGCUGGAAGGCACCCGCCUGCUUCUGCCCAGACCCGCACGGCCCCAAGGAGCCCGGCCCCAAGCACCACCCCCCCAUCCCCUUUCCUUGCCUGGGUACCCCCAAGGGCAGCGGAGGCGCAGGGCCGGCGAACUCGCAACACACGCCUUUCCUUUCUCCUUCGCACCCGGACUUUAAGGAAGAGAAAGAGAGGCUCCUGUCCGCGGGCUCCCCGUCGCCAGGGUCCGAGCGGCCGCGGGACAACGGAGCCGAGCGGCAGGCAGGCGCCGCCAAGAAGAAGACACGCACUGUCUUCUCGCGCAGCCAGGUGUACCAGCUCGAGUCCACCUUCGACAUGAAGCGCUACCUAAGCAGCUCGGAGCGCGCUUGCCUCGCCUCCAGCCUGCAGCUCACCGAGACCCAGGUCAAGACUUGGUUCCAGAACCGCCGCAACAAGUGGAAGCGGCAGCUCUCAGCCGAGCUGGAGGCGGCCAACAUGGCGCACGCGUCGGCGCAGACUCUGGUGGGAAUGCCGCUAGUGUUCCGGGACAGCUCGCUGCUGCGCGUGCCGGUGCCGCGCUCCCUCGCCUUCCCGGCGCCGCUCUACUACCCGGGCAGCAACCUCUCGGCCUUACCUCUCUACAACCUCUACAACAAACUCGACUACUGA